Messenger RNA from Tachysurus vachellii, 4133 nucleotides. RefSeq names its product SEC23 interacting protein (gene sec23ip). The transcript is spliced from 18 exons. Bases 123 to 3017 code for a protein of 964 amino acids. Gene Ontology annotation, cellular component: COPII-coated ER to Golgi transport vesicle. The record is from RefSeq and is a predicted model, not a curated record. Gene Ontology annotation, molecular function: protein binding; metal ion binding. Lineage: Eukaryota; Metazoa; Chordata; Actinopteri; Siluriformes; Bagridae.
CAUUUUGUCGGGGUGAGGAUGAAAUUGGUAUCGGUGAUUAAAAGCUCCUCUGUUUGACUGACGAUUACGGAAGAAGCUACAUGAAGAAUCCGGCUGAAGCUACGUGUAAUAUUUGAUUAAAAAUGGCUGAAAGGAAAGCAAAUGUUCCCAGCUCUAGCGCCAACUUACUAUUUUCCACAACUCCAGAAUUUAAUUUUAACCUUCCGUUUAUUCCUGUAAGUCAAGCAACUGAUCCAGCGGUUUUAUCCGGAGAUGAUGCGAGUGAAGUUGGUGAAGAAGACAGCUUUCUUGGUCAGACCUCAUCUACCUACAGCUAUUUUACAGCCUCUGGGGGCAACGGGGAUUUGUUUGCCUCAAUAGGGCCCAAGUCAUUCCCGCCUACUACUACUACUUCUGUUGGCUCAACAGCUGCUUCUUCACUAGUGUCCACUGCUGCGAGUCUGCCACCAAACCCCCCGAUUUCCCAUGUAAACUCUGCACAGCAGUAUGGCACUGCAGUUUACCAGAACCCCAUCAGCACACACACUCCAACACCUAACAUGACAGCUGCUCCGCCUCCCCAGGCCAGCCAACAGCCAUUUAAUCCGUAUCGACACACAGCCACAAGUAGCAAAGCUAGCCCAUAUAUCAUGGCUCCUGAGCUCCAGCAGCAACCUCAUCAUCAGACACCACAGCAUUUUAAUCCAUACUCUCAGGCCCCACCACCUCCCACAUUCUCGGCUGCACCCCCGACAUUCACCCAGCCUCCUCCACCCCCAGUUCCUCCCCCACCUUCAGGACCCAGUAUGGCAGGACCUGUGGUUCCAGCCAACCCCAUGAUGCCAUACUCAUCUAAUGUCUAUGAGCCUGUUCAGCCUCAUUGGUUCUACUGCAAACAAGUGGAGUCCAGGAACGUUUGGCUUCCUUUAAGUAUCCUGGAUUCCAUGCGUCUGGAGGAGACUUUUAAUUCUGUCCAGCCAGACCCGGAAAAUGUGAUCGUGAGCACAGAUGGUGCACGUUAUGAUGUCCAGCUUUAUGACCGCACUCGCACUGCUGUGUACUGGGAGGAGGAGCCAACUGAGGUGCGCCGCUGUACCUGGUUCUACAAAGGAGACACGGACAGCCGCUUUAUCCCCUAUUCAGAGGACUUCAGUGACAAACUGGAGGCAGAAUAUAAGAAAGCCGUUUGCACUAAUCAGUGGCACCGUCGACUGGAAUUUCCUUCAGGGGAAACGAUUGUGAUGCAUAAUCCAAAGGUAAUAGUGCAGUUUCAGCCAACUGCCAUGCCUGAUGAAUGGGGCACUACACAGGAUGGUCAGACUCGGCCCAGAGUGGUGAAGAGGGGAGUGGAUGAUGACCAUGAUGACAUUCCUGAUGGUGAAAUGCCACAAGUGGACCAUCUGGUGUUUAUGGUGCAUGGCAUUGGUCCAGUCUGUGAUCUACGAUUCAGGAGCAUGGUGGAGUGUGUGGAUGAUUUCCGCAGUGUAUCCCUGAAGCUGCUGCACAGUCAUUUCAAGAAGCCUCUGGAUGACCAUGUUAUAAGUCGUGUGGAGUUUCUGCCUGUGCAUUGGCACACAGCCUUGCAUGGAGAUGCCACAGGAGUGGACAGGCGGAUUAAGAUGAUCACCCUGCCCAGCACCGUGCGUCUGCGGCACUUUACCAACGAAACCCUCUUAGACGUUCUAUUCUACAACAGCCCAACCUAUUGCCAGACCAUCAUGAACACAGUGGCUUUUGAGAUUAACCGACUUUAUGCACUGUUCAUGCAGAGAAACCCAAAUUUCAAAGGCGGUGUGUCAGUGGCUGGACACAGUCUAGGCUCUUUGAUACUUUUUGACCUACUGUCUAACCAGAAGAACCCAUCUUCUGCCUCAACUCAGAAUGGGAACGUGCAGCCUGAAGUUAAACAGGCGAGUCCUCCUGUCCCUCAGGCCAAUGAGGUCUUCAGCUCAGCUGCAGCAGAGGAAGCAAAGGAGGAGGAAGAGGAGACUGCUAAUCUGUCAUCUAUUCUGGAUGAGCUGGGCCUGUCUGAGUACCUGAGCACCUUCGAACAGGAGAAGAUUGAUGUUGAGUCACUGCUCAUGUGCACAGUGGAAGAUUUGAAAGAAAUGGGUAUUCCUUUGGGGCCCCGCAAGAAGCUUGCAAAGUUUGUUAAAGAAAAGGCAGUAAAGCAGUCUGCACAACAGGCUACAGCAGAAAAAGUUGUAGCUAAAGAAGACAUAAAAGAGGUUUCAACCCUUCAACAUACUGAAUCAGUCACAACUGGUCCCAGAUCCAACGUUCCAGUUGGCAGGCUUAUGUCCUCCAUGCAUGUGGAUUACAACUGCUUUGAAACCGGCACUGGGCAGGUGUCUGUGGUAUAUCAUGCUCUGGACUUCAACCCUGUGAAUUUCUUUGCACUUGGUUCCCCAAUUGGCAUGUUUCUGACUGUGCGAGGGGUGGAGAAACUCGAGGAGACCUACCAGCUACCCACCUGCCAAGGCUUCUUCAACAUUUAUCAUCCAUUGGAUCCAGUGGCAUACAGGAUUGAGCCCAUGGUUUUACCAGAUAUGGAACUGGAACCGGUUUUGAUCCCUCAUCAUAAAGGGAGGAAAAGGCUUCAUCUUGAAUUAAAGGAGAGUCUGUCCAGGAUGGGUUCUGACUUGAAGCAGGGCUUCAUCAGUUCUUUAAAGACUGCAUGGCAGACACUACAUGAUUUUGCUCGUGCUCAUACCGCCUCCACAAAGCUGCAUGAACAGCUGGCCAUAGUGGCCAGUCAAAUAAAAGAGGAAGAGGAAAUGCAAAAAGAAGCUGACAAACUAGUGAUGGAGACACCUGAGCCUGCAAAAGAGGAAGAGACUCAGGUGAAGGUGGGCAUGCUGAAUGGAGGACGUCGCAUUGAUUAUGUACUGCAAGAGAAACCCAUUGAGAGCUUUAACGAAUAUCUCUUUGCUCUCCAAAGUCACCUGUGUUACUGGGAAUCAGAGGACACAGCUUUGUUCUUCCUUAAAGAGAUUUAUAAGACCAUGGACAUAUGGCCAGAGCAAAUGGCACACUGAUGUGUUGACUAAAAAAAUAAAGCACAUGAAAAGUCGUUUUAAACAGUUUUGAACUUUGUAGGAGGAAACUGACUUGGUAGUUAAAUCUUUUUUUUUUUAAUUUUCUAUUUUCUUUCUUGUAUAAAUAAGAAUACAUAAGUUAUCUUAAAUCUCUUAAAUAUCUUAAAUUAAGAAACUAUAAGAAAAUUAUAGUUAGCAAGUUCCACUGUACAUCAGCAUUUUUAUAGAGCGGUGAAAUAUUGAUUAUGGUUCAUCAGACCUCAAAAAUCAUGGUUGUAACAGAAACUUUACUGCAUUAGGUAAGAAAACAAGUCUUUCCAUUGAUUUUAUUCAACUUAUGUUCAUGUGAUACUGGUGUACUACUUAAAAAAAGUUGACAGUGUAAAUGAUUACAAACAAGAAUCAACACAAAGCUUAAAGAUUGCAGUCCCUCUUUAUUUAAAAAAAGGUUGAGAAGUUUAGCCUUUACCAUUGCAUUGUGCUGCUGUUGUUUUAGAUGCUACAGAUGUCAGUCUUCUAUUAGUAGCCUCUACUGUGUAACUGAAAAAAACCCAUCCUCAACAGAAACUAAAUGGCUACUGGGUAUUAACAGUAGUCAGCAGUUGUACAUUAUUAAAAUAAUUUCCAAAUCCAGUUGGUAUUGAGAAUUUACCCACAUCACAAACUGACCACCACAGUGUAGUGUUGCACUGUUUCAGCAUCUGAAUCUGACACUUGCUGAAUUGUCACUGGAUGUACUGCCAUAUACAUACUGUUCAUAUCCAUUUACAACUGAUUGUCUCUUUCACCUGUAAAAACACUGUUGCUCAUUACCACAGCACACAUGAUUUAAUACUAAAAGCGAUAAAAAAAAGUAACAAUGUUAAACAACACCAUUAAAAAUAAAUGUAUGAUAACCAGUAACAUGACUAGGUCCAGGCUAUUAAUGUGUAUGAACAUAAAAGCACCAACUCAACUGGUCAUUUUAAAUUAAGAACAACAAAUGUGUUAAAUGGACCUUCAGAAAUAAUAAUAACAUGGUCAUUGCCACAGCCUUCACACAGAAUGGCUUCCCAUACACUUCAUUCAUAUACUUUGUUCUUAGUUGAUCCUUGGGAUUCUGCUUUUUUUUUUAUU